Messenger RNA from Alternaria viburni, 1635 nucleotides. RefSeq lists its product as uncharacterized. Gene Ontology annotation, molecular function: transmembrane transporter activity. Gene Ontology annotation, biological process: transmembrane transport. The record is from RefSeq and is a predicted model, not a curated record. Bases 1 to 1635 code for a protein of 544 amino acids. Gene Ontology annotation, cellular component: membrane. Lineage: Eukaryota; Fungi; Ascomycota; Dothideomycetes; Pleosporales; Pleosporaceae. The transcript has a single exon.
AUGUCCAACGACCCGAUGGAGACUACCGCACAUACCCCAAGCGACGCGAUACCAUCCAACAAUUCAGCCCCCAUAUUAGAGAAGGCCGAAGAAGGAAGCCCACCUCAACAUGGCGGCUCAUACAGCCCAUCCGACAUCGAGCGACUCGGCCGCGAACGCCCCUCAGCCUUCCGCUCUCUCCCUCAUGAACUGGGUUUCUGCUUCGCCCUGCUAGGCUCCAUGUUUGUAGCCGAGUACAUGAUCUCCGGCUUCAACAUCCUGCUCCCCGACCUGACCUCCGCUCUCGAUAUCCCAUCCAACGCGCAAACAUGGCCAGCCUCCGUCUUCUCGCUUGUAACAGGAGCUUUCCUACUGCCUUUCGGCCGGCUGUCUGAUAUGUUUGGAGGAUACAUUGUCUUCAACAUCGGGUUGGCUUGGUUCUUGAUCUGGUCGAUUAUAGCUGGUUUCUCACAAAACUAUGUCAUGCUUAUCGUAUGUCGAGCGCUCCAGGGUUUCGGUCCUGCGGCAUUCUUGCCUAGCGGUAUCAUGCUGCUGGGUUCUAUCUACCGCCCUGGGCCGCGCAAGAACCUCGUCUUCAGCUUAUACGGUGCUUUUGCACCGGUGGGCUUCUUCACUGGUAUCUUCUUCGCUGGUGUCGCCGCUCAGUUCAUGAGUUGGGGCUGGUUCUUCUGGAUAGGAUCGAUCAUCCUUGCUAUUGUGGCCGUUGCGUCGUACCUUUGCAUUCCCAACCCGAAAGCAGAGAAAGAGAAGGCGAAACAGGAAGGAAAAGGAGUGAAGAUGGAUUGGUGGGGCACGGCAACUGUAGUCCCAGGCUUGGUUCUGGUCGUCUUUGCGCUCACGGAUGGAAGCCAUGCACCACAAGGAUGGGCGACACCUUAUAUACCCGUCACCUUCGCAAUCGGUUGGAUCUUCCUGGGUUUAUUCGUUUACAUCGAAGGCUGGGUCGCUGAACAGCCUCUCCUACCCCCUGAUCUAUUCCGUGUCAAGGGUAUGAAGCCACUCGCCCUUGCGCUGUUCUUCCAGUACGGCACCUUCGGCAUCUUCAUCUUCUAUGCGAGCUUCUAUAUCGAAGAGGUCGCCGGCGCCAGUCCGCUGCUUACCGCCGCAUGGUUUACACCCAUGUGUGUUGGCGGACUGAUUUUAGCGACCGUUGGCGGGUUAAUUCUGCACCUCCUCCCAGGCCGCAUCCUCCUCCUUAUCAGCGGUACCGCGUACAUUCUAUCGACGCUUCUAUUCGCCAUUCUCCCUGUUGACUUCAACUACUGGGCCUACAUCUUCCCCGCUAUGAUCUGCGCUACACUCGGUAUCGACAUCACUUACAAUGUCGCCAACAUCUUCAUCACAACCUCGCUACCAAAAGCGCGUCAAGGGCUAGCGGGAUCUUUCAUGAACUCAUUGUUGUUCUUGGGUAUCGCAGUUUUCCUUUCGUUUGCAGAUCUAGCGGUCAGCGAAACGGAGGAGAGGGGACGAAGGGGGAGUUACAAGGUGGCUUUCUGGCUUGCGACUGCGCUUGCUGGCGCGGGCUUGAUCAUCAUGUUCUUGGGCGUUAAAAUCGGCAAAGCGAAGAGUGAUUUGACUCUUGAUGAGAGGGAAGAGCUGGAGAACGAGUUGGUGAGAAGGAACACGAAUGAGUAA